UUGCCUGUGUGGCUAUGCAUGAAGAAAAUCGAAAUUGCACAUAUUUUAAACCUAAAUUCAGUUUAAGGCUUCCGAUUUGUGAAGGACGUGCAAUGUGUAGAGUUGAUUUGAGGCGAUAAUUCAAACGAAAUUUCUGUUCGAUUGCUAUGAUUUCAUAGUUCUCGUAGUCGUCGUCUGCGUAAAUCUAGUAACAUAUCAACGUUUGGCAGUUGAAUUCGAGUCUUCCGAUCGAAAUCCUGUAUCCUUUGCCGCCUCUAAUCCGACCUAUCCUCUGCCGGAAUUUGCAAUGAGAAAGACCGGAAGAGGAGGCCGGCGGGCUGAUCAGAAUCGAACUCAAGAGGUUUGGGUUGCCAAACACUCGAAUCAAACUCAGAAUCGCGCUUCUACCUCCGGCUCACAGCGCUUGGAGCCCGGUAAUCGUCCUUCUACUGGUCGUAAUUCCAACUACGAGCAUGAGAAUCGCCGCCGCCCCCGUCCCCGACCUGUCGAGAAAGCGGAGGUGAGUGCUUUAGCCGAUGGAAUAGAAUCUUUCACUUGCGACGAAAAGCCUGUGGAAAUGGAGAAGAGAUGCGGAGAUGUUGUGAAUUCGAACUGUGAGAUUAAAGACGGGACGGCCGGAAACUCUGGCUCAAGUGAGGCUACGGAUGAUGUUUACAGUAGGUUGGGGAUGCUGCAACGCAGCUCCGAGGAGCCGGAGUUGUCGGAGGAGCAGCUUAGGAUCAAUGAUCAGUUGCAGGAAGAUGAGUUGCUGGCUUUGGAGUCCAUAUAUGGAGAAAAUAUCCAUAUCCUCGAUGAACAUAGAGGGCAGCGCCGUUUCCAGAUUUCCAUACACAUUGAGUGUCCUGGUGAUAUUACUGUUACUGCAAAUCUCAACUCAUCUGGUGCUCUUGAGAUGAAAAGAACAAAUUCAGACAAUUUCUCUUGUUCUUUCAAAGUCAAGUAUCUUAAUCCCAUUGUUUUGACCUGUUUAUUACCGAAAUCAUAUCCGAGUCACCUACCUCCAUAUUAUACAAUCUCUAUUCAGUGGUUGGACGCUGCUAGAAUUUCCCGUCUUUGCUCUGUAUUGGAUACGAUAUGGACAGAACAAGCAGGGCAGGAAGUUGUAUAUCAAUGGGUAGAAUGUCUACAAAUGUCAUCUCUGGUUUAUCUUGAGCUAGAUAAAGAGAUUACGCUUGGUCCUUACAACAAGGGACAUUCGGGAGAUAUUCGAGCAGUUUCGGGAAGUGUUUCUCCAGAAGUUGAUGUUCCUGCCAUUGUAAAUUAUGACAAUCAGAGACGUGAGGAGGACUUCUGCAUGAACUUGCAGGAAUGCUGCAUCUGUUUAAGUCAGUUGGCAGGUACAAAGUUUGUAAGAUUUCCAUGUAAGCAUUACUUUUGUUGGAAAUGCAUGGAGACAUACUCAAACAUGCAUGUCAAGGAAGGCACCGUUAGCAAACUCAAAUGUCCAGAUGCCAAAUGCGAUCUUAUGCUUCCUCCUGGUCUUUUGAAGCAAUUGCUUGGUGCUGAGGAGUUCGAAAGAUGGGAAUCCAUGUUGCUCACGAAAACACUGGAGUCAAUGUCCGAUGUAGUCUAUUGCCCAAGGUGUGAAACCCCCUGCCUCGAGGACAUAGAUCAUGAUGCUCAAUGCUCGAAGUGUUACUUUAGUUUUUGUACACUCUGUAGCGAGAGACGUCAUGUCGGAAUUGAAUGUAUGACUCCAGAAAUGAAGCUUCGUCUUCUUGAGGAGCGUCAAAGUUCAUCUCAGUUAAGUAGUGAUCAAAGACGAAAGGAACGCGAGAUGAUAAAUGAGCUUAUGAGUGUCAAGGAAAUACUUCGCGAUGCCAAGCAAUGCCCAUCUUGCAAAAUGGCAAUAUCACGGACCGAAGGUUGCAAUAAGAUGGUUUGCAAUAACUGUGGACAGUAUUUCUGUUACCGCUGCAGCAAGGCAAUUGAUGGAUAUGACCAUUUCAGGGAGGGCACAUGUGAAUUGUUCCCGCAAGAAACCAUUCAACAGUGGGAAGAGCGCAUGAAUGCACGGCAGCUGUUGGGCCAGAUUCAUGCAGAACUUUUUCCUGAAAAUGGUCAUCCAUGUCCUAAUUGUGGUCAAAUUAAUGCCAAGGUUGGCAAUAACAAUCACAUACGUUGCUGGGCGUGUCAAAACCACUACUGCUAUCUAUGCAAAAAAAUUGUGAAGCGCAGCUCCCAGCAUUAUGGACCCAAGGGCUGCAAACAACACACAGCUGGUUAGUUUUACUGCUACACUUCCAAAAGCCAAGGCUUAUUAUUACCCAUCAAAAUUAAAGGGAAGAGCCAUUUACAGUCUCGUAAAGCUUUUAUCUUCUUCUCCCACUUUUUCUUACCCCUUUUUCCCCUCUUUCACUUCAUUUUUCUGACUGAUUUAGUUUAGUCGAUCAUAGGAUAAUGUUUUAUUCAACACUUCUUUUUUUGUUGAAACAGAUAUCAGUAACUUUUAUAAGGUUUACCCAUGUAAAUGUAUUAGAAUUACAGGCCUGUUCUAAUAAUACCCAUGCUGUGGUUCAUAUUUUUAGU
Molecule: messenger RNA, 2529 nt
Organism: Cucurbita maxima (winter squash)
Lineage: Eukaryota; Viridiplantae; Streptophyta; Magnoliopsida; Cucurbitales; Cucurbitaceae
Product: E3 ubiquitin-protein ligase RNF14
Exons: 7
Coding region: 287-2227 (646 amino acids)
Biological process (GO): protein polyubiquitination; ubiquitin-dependent protein catabolic process; positive regulation of proteasomal ubiquitin-dependent protein catabolic process
Cellular component (GO): cytoplasm; ubiquitin ligase complex
Molecular function (GO): zinc ion binding; ubiquitin protein ligase activity; ubiquitin conjugating enzyme binding
Source: RefSeq, a predicted model, not a curated record